AUGGGAAAUACUUGCUGUGGAGAUAGUACUGUUUAAAAAAACGAAAGUAAUCUAAUAGAAGUACUUAAAGAACCUAUUUAUGCGAUAUGUAUUUUACAAUCAGAAGAUCAUAAAGUUACAGGAAAAGUUUAUUUUAAGUAAGAAGGAGAUAAAUGCAAAAUUAGGGCUGAAGUUAAGGGGCUUGCAUAAGGCAAGCAUGGAUUUCAUAUUCAUGAAUAUGGAAAUUUGAUAGACGGGUGUAAAUCUGCUGGGGCUCAUUUUAAUCCUACUAAAUAAACCCAUGGUGCCCCUGAUUCAAAAGAAAGACAUGUUGGAGAUCUUGGGAAUAUUGAAAAUAAACUUUCUGAAGAAAAUGUUGCUGUUUAUGAAAUUGUUGAUCAUUUGAUAUCUUUAUACGGUGAGUAUAAUGUUAUAGGAAGAAGCUGUGUAAUUCAUGCAGAUGAAGAUGAUUUAGGCCUUGGAAAUUUUGAGGAUUCAAAAACAACUGGGCACGCUGGAGCACGUGUGGCUUGUGGACCUAUUGGACUAUGUGCAAAAUUUAGUUUUGAUUUUUGA
Molecule: messenger RNA, 555 nt
Organism: Tetrahymena thermophila SB210
Lineage: Eukaryota; Ciliophora; Oligohymenophorea; Hymenostomatida; Tetrahymenidae
Product: superoxide dismutase [Cu-Zn] protein
Exons: 1
Biological process (GO): removal of superoxide radicals
Molecular function (GO): superoxide dismutase activity; copper ion binding
Source: RefSeq, a predicted model, not a curated record